UUGAGCAAACUCAGAAAGGUAUCCCACGGUGCGGCCGGUUCAUGUCAACAUGCGGGUCGUGGGACGGUGUCGUCUCGCCCACCCAUGGAAUGUACAACAACCGGUGGCCGGUCACAUCUCUUUUCAGUUUUCAAUUUGCCAACCACACCAUGCAGCCCACUACGUCGUCAUCGUCCGUGUACGCCCCACGCCAUAACGGCAGCGAAGUCCGCCGGCCCGAGCGGCCAAGCCUUCCGUCGAUGGAAGCCGCCGACGAGUACGAGUCGGCCAUUCUGACCGCUGAGGACAAGGACAUUGCCGACGCCAUGAGCGUUGCCCUCGACGACCGCGUGAUUGCCCAAGUCAUCGACAUGCUGUUCUAAGCCGCCUAGGGUCCUUAUUUAACGCUACCGCAGACUAUUAUCACUAAGUUAAAACACCCCUUUGACGCCAUUCAUGUUGA
Saprolegnia diclina VS20 is the source of this 442-nucleotide messenger RNA. RefSeq lists its product as hypothetical. Bases 42 to 362 code for a protein of 106 amino acids. The record is from RefSeq and is a predicted model, not a curated record. Lineage: Eukaryota; Oomycota; Saprolegniomycetes; Saprolegniales; Saprolegniaceae. The transcript has a single exon.